AUGGCCAUCUCUUCUGCUUGGCUAUUCUUCUUCUUAUGUUCUCUCUUUCUCAGCCAUGGUGUUCUUGAGCUUGAAGCUUCACACCAUUUUGACCCAAACCUUCAAGUUUCUUCAACUACUCCUCCUGAAUAUCAACCACAUAGAACUUCUUAUCACUUCCAACCCCCCAAAAAUUGGAUCAAUGAUCCUAAUGGACCAAUGGUUUAUAAGGGAAUUUACCACUUGAUGUACCAAUACAACCCCGAAGGUACAGCUUGGGGCAACAUUGUCUGGGCUCACUCAACAUCAACGGAUUUAGUGAACUGGACCCCACAUGAUCCAAUCAUCUACCCAUCUCAGCCGUCUGAUAUCAACGGUUGCUGGUCGGGUUCCACCACAAUCAUGCCCAGCGGCACACCAGUGAUUCUCUACACAGGAAUCAACCCCAAGCAGGAACAAGUCCAAAAUUUGGCCAUGCCCAAAAACCUUUCUGACCCAUACCUUACAGAAUGGGUUAAGUCACCAAAGAAUCCAGUAAUGUCACCUUCUCCAGAGAACCAUAUCAAUGCAAGCUCAUUCAGGGACCCAAGCACUGCUUGGUUAGGCCCUGAUGGGACUUGGAGAGUGGUGAUUGGAAGCAAAACGGACCGUAGGGGAUUAGCAAUUUUAUAUAGUAGCAAAGAUUUCGUUACUUGGAUUUUAUCCCAGCACCCACUUCAUUCAGUUGAAGGCAAUGGAAUGUGGGAGUGUCCUGAUUUUUUCCCAGUUUCGAUUGAUUCCAAUCGUGGUGUUGACACAUCAACUCUCGGUCCUAAAGUUAAACAUGUGCUCAAGGUGAGCUUGGAUGAUACUAAAUAUGAAUACUACACCAUUGGAACUUAUGACCUUGACAAGGAUAUCUAUGUUCCGAAUAUUGGAUCCGUGGAAAGUGAUUUGGGCUUGAGGUAUGAUUAUGGGAAAUUUUAUGCUUCAAAAACUUUCUUUGAUAGUUUAAAAAAUAGAAGAAUCUUGUGGGGAUGGCUAAACGAGUCUUCGAUUCCUGACGAUGAUAGAAAGAAGGGAUGGGCUGGAGUUCAGGCAAUUCCAAGGACUCUUUGGCUGGAUAAAUCCGGAAAACAAUUAGUGCAAUGGCCCAUAACAGAAAUUGAAAUGCUGCGGGGACAACAAGUCAACCUACCUCAGCAAGUGCUUAAAGGAGGAUUAGCUCUUGAAGUUUCUGGUGUCACAGCAGCACAGGCAGAUGUUGUGAUUUCAUUCAAAGCAAGUGACUUAGAGAAAGCAGAAGUGCUAGACCCAAGUUGGACCAAUCCACAAGUACUUUGUAAACAAAAAAGUGCAUCAGUAAAAGGGAGUCUUGGACCAUUCGGGCUGCUAGUUUUGGCUUCAAAGGGCUUGCAAGAAUUCACUGCAGUGUUCUAUAGAAUAUUCAAAGGUCAAAACAAAUAUGUGGUGCUUAUGUGCAGUGACCAAAGCAGGUCCUCCUUAAAUGAUAGUACUGAUAAAGCCAAUUAUGGGGCUUUUCUGGAUGUGGACCCCGUUCAUGAGGAACUGUCACUUAGAAGCUUGAUUGAUCAUUCAAUUGUGGAGAGUUUUGGUGGAGGAGGAAAAUCUGUUAUCGCAGCUAGAGUUUACCCUACAUUGGCAAUUGAUGGACAAGCCCAAUUGCAGGUCUUCAAUAAUGGAACUGAGAAUGUUCAAAUCACAAGUAUGAGUGCUUGGAGCAUGAAGAAAGCCCUAAUCAAUUAAAAGUUGACACUGAAAUUGGGAGUGUGAUUUCUGUAUCACCC
This is a messenger RNA of Quercus robur (English oak), 1766 nucleotides long. Its product is annotated as fructan 6-exohydrolase-like. Gene Ontology annotation, biological process: carbohydrate metabolic process. The transcript is spliced from 7 exons. The coding region runs from base 1 to 1725 and encodes 574 amino acids. NCBI's taxonomy places the organism in Eukaryota, Viridiplantae, Streptophyta, Magnoliopsida, Fagales, Fagaceae. The record is from RefSeq and is a predicted model, not a curated record. Gene Ontology annotation, molecular function: hydrolase activity, hydrolyzing O-glycosyl compounds.